GAUUUUUCUCAUGGCCUUGAGAGUUCAGAAAUCUCCUGUGUUUUCUCUCUUGCUCUUAUCCGUGGAAAACCAUCUUUGAAGAUAUUUGUUACUCCAAUUGGCAGACCAAACCGAACCAAGCCAUGGCAAGUUCUCCAACCGCCAUCUCUGCACUUAAUUUCACUAACCCAAUACUGCCCAGAAGGCCUUCUUCACCUUCCAUGUUAAUCCCGAGAGCCAUGGCCAAAGAGCUUUACUUCAACCGCGACGGUUCAACCACAAGGAAGCUUCAGGCAGGGGUGGACAUGGUGGCUGAGCUGGUUGGGGUGACUUUGGGUCCCAAGGGAAGGAAUGUAGUAUUGCAGAACAAGUAUGGACCCCCAAAAAUUGUAAAUGACGGUGAAACUGUUCUCAAAGAGAUUGAAUUGGAGGACCCUUUGGAGAAUGUUGGAGUUAAAUUGGUGAGACAGGCUGGUGCCAAAACAAAUGACCUUGCUGGCGACGGUUCCACCACUUCAGUCAUUCUUGCCCAGGGUCUGAUUGCUGAAGGUGUGAAGAUUAUUGCUGCUGGUAUGAAUCCUGUUCAAGUUGCUCGUGGGAUUGAGAAGACUGCAAAUGCCCUUGUGUCUGAACUCAAACUAAUUUCCAGAGAGGUUGAAGAUCAUGAAAUAGCACAUGUUGCUGCAGUUAGUGCGGGCAAUGAUUAUUCAGUGGGAAACAUGAUUGCUGAUGCUCUUCGUCAAGUGGGAAGGAAGGGAGUAGUGACAAUAGAAAAAGGGAAAUGCACCGAGAACAAUCUACAAAUUGUAGAAGGAAUGCAAUUUGAUCGUGGAUAUUUGUCCCCAUACUUUGUAACAGAUCGACAAAAGAUGACAGUGGAGUUCCAUAACUGCAAGUUACUUUUGGUUGACAGAAAAAUCACAAACCCAAAGGAGAUGUUUGGAAUACUGGACAGUGCAGUUAAAGAGAAGUAUCCCAUUGUGAUAGUUGCAGAGGGCAUUGAGAAGGAAGCUCUAGCUCCAGUAAUCAGAAAUAAACUAAGGGGUGUGCUGAAGGCAGCUGCUAUUAAGGCUCCAGCCUUUGGUGAGCGCAAGAGCCACUACUUAGAUGACAUUGCCAUCUUGACUGGAGGCACUGUAAUCAGAGAUGAGAUGGGGUUGAGCCUUGAAAAGGCUGGCAAGGAGGCAUUGGGCUCAGCUUCAAAGGUUGUGAUAACUAAGGAUUCUACACUAAUAGUUACAGAUGGGAGCACCCAUGAAUUUGUUGAAAAGCGGGUUUCUCAACUCCAGGAGCUUGUUAAGAACUCUGAAGAAAAAUUUCAAAAGAAGUUAUUGAGUGAGAGAAUUGCUAGGUUGUCAGGGGGAAUUGCUAUUCUGCAGGUAGGAGCACAAACACAAGUUGAGUUGAAGGAUAAACAACUCAGGAUUGAAGACGCUUUGAAUGCAACCAAGGCAGCAAUUGAGGAAGGUGUGGUAGUUGGUGGGGGCUGUACCCUUUUGAGGCUAUCUACAAUGGUAGAUGGUAUCAAACAACACUUGGACAAUGAAGAACAGAAGUUCAUGCAGGUAUUCUCAGGCAAUCGCAUAUCAUUUUCUAUCAAUGUCUUUUCAGUGUUGCAAUCUUGCAAUUAUUUCCCACUGAAUGCACAUAAAGACUGUAAUGUUAUAUAUGGAAGUGCAUUGCAGAUUGGAGCUGAGAUCUUUAAAAGAGCUCUGAGUUACCCUGCUAGAUUGAUAGCCAAAAAUGCAGGUGUAAAUGGAAAUCUGGUGAUUGAAAAGGUUCUGUCUAAUGAUGAUAUUAGGUAUGGAUACAACGCUGCAAGAGACUGUUAUGAGGAUUUGGUAAAGGCUGGAAUCAUCGAUCCAUCAAAGGUGGUUAGAUGUUGUUUGGAGCAUGCUGCAUCCGUAGCCAAGACUUUCCUGACAUCCGAUGCUGUUGUAGUUGACAUUAAAGAACUAGAGCCCAUCCCAAGGAGACCACCAAUGCCACCCAUCCCAAGGAGACCAUCAAUGCCAACCUCAGGUAUCAACCCAAUCGGCUUUUAGUUUGGUCGGUGGCCAUACACACCAAGGCAGCUCUUACAGAAGUAACAAGAGUCAUCAUAAAAAUUCAAAGGUUUACCCAUACAAUGGUGCCGAUGUUCAAUACCAGAUUUGCCAGGGUAGCCAAUUACAAUUAAGUUCCUUCACAACGAGUGGGUAUUUGACACAAGAAAACAAGCAUAUCCUCUGCGAAUUUGUUGCAGAUAGGACAUGUUAAUCUGAAGAGGAAUCUGAGAAGAUAAAGGUGGCUGGCUAGUUUAGCUCACUUCUGAAAUGGAAAUGUUGCUGUACCGGUGAUGUUGCUUUCCUAGCUAAUGACGGAGGCUGGUUUUUGGUGUGGAAUUGGAAAUUGAGCCUCAAAGUCGAAGGAACAUGCAGAAGUUAUCUUAAAGUGCACUGUCCCAAAAUUUGUUCAGAAAAGCAUAUAUUUGUAGGCUUGUUCUGUCAUGUUACGUAUUAAUAAAGAGCAAUGUUGCAUACAGUUUCCACAA
Carya illinoinensis is the source of this 2512-nucleotide messenger RNA. Its product is annotated as chaperonin 60 subunit beta 4, chloroplastic. The transcript is spliced from 14 exons. The record is from RefSeq and is a predicted model, not a curated record. Lineage: Eukaryota; Viridiplantae; Streptophyta; Magnoliopsida; Fagales; Juglandaceae. Gene Ontology annotation, molecular function: ATP binding; ATP-dependent protein folding chaperone. Gene Ontology annotation, biological process: protein refolding. Gene Ontology annotation, cellular component: chloroplast stroma. Bases 123 to 2024 code for a protein of 633 amino acids.